AUGUCAUCCAAGAAAUCCUCGUCUAGCAGAACUUCGCGCCAGUCACACAGGUCAACGUUGUCCUUGACAAGAACCGAAAUAGUUAUCAAUGUCUAUGAUUUGCUUUCUCCCGGUCGCCUCUCUUCCGUAUUAUGGACCUUCGGCACCUCUCUCCUUCAUUCCGGCGUUGUUAUUAACGGCAAGGAAUACGCGUAUGGAGGACACGAUAGACCCGGCGUGACGGGCGUGUAUUGGACUCAGCCCAAGACCGAACCACCUGGUGGCACAUUUCGGACCGAGAUCCUACAAGGCUUUACCUUCGCAACCCAAUCCGAGAUCGACUCUAUCAUCCGUCGAGCCUCGAUCGAAUUCGAUGGUUCCGCCUACAACAUCCUCACCCGCAACUGCAACCACUUCACCAGCUACCUCUGCCAGCAAUUGACCGGCCGGCCCGGUCCCAGCUGGCUCAACCGUGCUGCAAGCAUCGGCGUCGCAUUACCUUGCGUCGUGCCUCGCGACUGGCUCGAGCCACCAGACGUCGACACAGCUGAAGGCGAGCUGCUGGGAGAUGAUAGCGACAUAGAUGCCCACGAGGGCUCGCGGAUGCUGAGGCCUGAGAAUUCCCGCCGGAUGUUAACGAGCAGCCAGGAUGGAGACUCCGACUCCGACCAAGACUAUCAGCCCAGUAGCAAGUCCAAGGGGAAGAAUAAUGCAGUUCGGGAUAGCAGUGGCAGACGCUUGCCUGCUGCAGAAAGAGCCCCGACUCGUGGGAGACGCCCUUCGCUGCCUAGUAGUACCUUGGUAGCGGCCUCACGGCCGCUGCCGAAGCCGCGGAGCACGACCUCGAGCGCGGUCCCGCGCUUCGCCUUCUUGAAGCCGAUUUGUCCCGUGGACAUGGAGACGAUGGGAUUCCGGUCUGGCCUUGAGACGGUGAUCACAACUCCCGCUUCGAUCGCAAGGACGCCUUCACUGGCUGUCCAUUCAUACGGCAGGUCACCGGCUUACAGAAGGUUAAUUGCGAAUACACCCAACUCCGCACGAAGCAACACUGCGCUUCCUAGCCCCUCACGAACCCCUUCAGCUCCCUUCCGUCCUCUAUCCCCCCUCCGAUCUCCAUUUCUUCCCGAGACCGUAGCCGCAAUACAGUCGCGCGGUUUUCACGGAACAUCAUCAUGGCUACAGGAACAGCCUGCACGACCCGAGAAAUCACCAAAACCUGAGGAGCAAUCAGAAAAGAGUACCUCCGAGGCUCAGUCGGAGGCCAAGGCUGGAUCUGAGGAGCAGACAAAGGAAAAAGAAGAUGGGGAGGAAUCAGGAGAGGACAAGAAAAAGGAUGAGAAAAAAGAAGAUCUCCCGCCACCACCGCCCCAUGGUGACAAGACCCCAUGGCAGGUGUUCAUGGAGACUAUGCAGAGUGAAUUCAAAGCUUCGAAAGAAUGGAACGAAUCGACAAAACAACUAUCUGAUUCAGCCCAUCAAUUCACCGAGAGUGAAUCUGUUCGACGUGCGAGACAAGCUUAUGAAUCUACCACAGGCGCCGUUUCUUCCACUGCCGGAAAGGCCUUCAAAUCCUCCGCUGAUGCUAUUGGAAAAGGUGCCGCCUGGACUUGGGAUACCAACGUCAUGAAGGGUGUUCGAAAGGGUGCCAACAUCACUGGAGAAGCUCUUGACAAAGCUACUAAACCCAUUCGUGAUACCGAAGCCUAUAAGAGCGUUAAAGAUGUCAUCGAUGAUGGCAGCAGCUCACGAUACGGUGGCUGGGUCGAGAAAGAGGAGCGAAGAAAAGCACGCGAGCUUCGCCAGAAGAAUUCUGCGUCAAUCCAUGGUAAUAUGGAAGAAGGCGUUGAGGAUCCAAAUGCUGGAACGAACGUUACUCUUCACAAGGAUGCUGCAUGGAAAGAAGCCUGGCGGGACUUCCGUGACCAAAACAAAUUUGUUCAGGGUGUAUUCAGCAUGAAGAACGUCUAUCAGGAAUCCGAAAAUCCUUUGAUCUCCACGGCACGAAGUAUCACAGACCGAGUUGCUGGUUUCUUUGCAGAGAAUGAGACCGCCAUGGUAAUUAAAAAAAUUCGGGCGAUGGAUCCUAACUUUCAGCUCGAACCAUUCCAGCAGGAGCUGCGAGAUUAUAUCUUGCCCGAAGUCCUUGAUGCAUACGUCAAGGGUGAUACCGAAACUUUGAAAUUAUGGCUCUCAGCCGCCCAAUAUUCCGUCUAUGAAGCCCUGACCAAACAAUAUCUACAAGCCGGUAUGAAGUCAGAUGGGCGAAUUCUAGACAUCAGACACGUUGAUAUCCUAAAGGCUCGCAUGCUAGAGCCUGGUGAGAUUCCCGUGUUCAUCAUUACAUGCCGGACACAAGAGGUUCACGUUUACCGCAACGCCAAAACCAACGAACUAGCUGCCGGCAUGGAAGACCGGGUUCAGCUCGUCACAUAUGUCAUCGGCAUUACCCGUACCCCUGAAGACGUGAACAACGCAGAGACAAGAGGAUGGAGAUUGAUCGAAAUGCAGAAGAGCGGCAGAGAUUACAUAUAA
Molecule: messenger RNA, 2511 nt
Organism: Xylaria bambusicola
Lineage: Eukaryota; Fungi; Ascomycota; Sordariomycetes; Xylariales; Xylariaceae
Product: DUF862-domain-containing protein
Exons: 6
Coding region: 1-2511 (836 amino acids)
Biological process (GO): protein import into mitochondrial matrix
Cellular component (GO): mitochondrial inner membrane
Molecular function (GO): protein-folding chaperone binding; peptidase activity
Source: RefSeq, a predicted model, not a curated record